Messenger RNA from Ipomoea nil (Japanese morning glory), 667 nucleotides. RefSeq lists its product as uncharacterized. The transcript is spliced from 3 exons. Bases 50 to 481 code for a protein of 143 amino acids. Lineage: Eukaryota; Viridiplantae; Streptophyta; Magnoliopsida; Solanales; Convolvulaceae. The record is from RefSeq and is a predicted model, not a curated record.
UAUAGAUUGCAUAUGCAUUCUACUGCAGAUUCAAUAGACAAAGCAAGAGAUGUUGAGAGUUUCAAUGAAGCUAGCCUCUUUACUAUGUGUUUUCAUGGCUGCAUCUUUUUUGGCAUCGAGUUCAAGUGCAAGAUUAGCUGAAGGAACAGAGAGAAAGCAGUUGUUCAUGACUGGGCAACUUUGCAGAUCUCAUCAUGACUGCAAAGCCAACAGCCUCUACACUGGAAACUUCUGCAUCAACAAAAUCUCUGAAUCUCAAAUCGGACAUUGCGUUGGAUUUGGUUCAACUUUGGAAACAGAGCUGGAAAACAGCAAGUGCAAGAAAGAGAAGCACAAGAAGAAGAAGGAGAAGAUGAAGAAGAAGAAGAAAAGCAAGGCAAAGCCCAGUGGUUGUGGAAAGUGUGAAACAGACGACGAUUGCAGGGGCUGCCCAGUAGCAGCGGCAUGUGAGAAAAUAAUUUUAGAUGGCAUGUGUGUUUGAUAUAUAUCUCCUAUCAUAUCAUUCACAACAUUAUAUCCCUAAUAAUGAUAUGAUGUCCAUGCAUUAAUCCUACAAGAGAUCAAUUAUCUGCCUGCAUGCAUGCUUAAUUAUGUAAUAUGUUGUUGUAUUGCAUGCAAUGUUAUGCAUUGAUGGUUUCAUAAUAACUUUCCUCUUUUAUUGUUUCUU